Messenger RNA from Sesamum indicum (sesame), 1638 nucleotides. RefSeq names its product GTP-binding protein-like protein. The record is from RefSeq and is a predicted model, not a curated record. Lineage: Eukaryota; Viridiplantae; Streptophyta; Magnoliopsida; Lamiales; Pedaliaceae. Gene Ontology annotation, cellular component: cytoplasm. Gene Ontology annotation, molecular function: GTP binding; ATP hydrolysis activity; ATP binding.
UUACAACCACAAAACUUUUCCUCCAUUUUCGUCGCGCAACGGGUUUUUGCCUUUAUUUUGUCCGUGUUUUAUCAGCAAUGGCGAGAGCGCUGCUGUGCUCUCAUCUGCUUCCUUCUAUAUCAUCCUCUCUUCCACGCAAGUCUUCUCUCCUACUCCAAUGGCCGAGCAUCUCAAAAACCUCGCACUCGUUGCUAUUGAUAAACCGCCGCUUCUCAGCCGCGAAGAUAAGCAUGAGCUUGAGAGCCGGCAUUGUCGGCCUCCCCAACGUCGGCAAGUCCACGCUCUUCAACGCCGUUGUUGAGAAUGGAAAAGCCCAGGCUGCUAAUUUUCCCUUUUGCACAAUAGAACCGAAUGUAGGGAUUGUUGCUGUUCCAGAUCCACGUCUCAAUGUGCUGUCUGAGCUUAGCAAAUCUCAACGAGCUGUCCCAGCUUCCAUAGAGUUUGUUGAUAUUGCUGGUCUCGUAAAGGGAGCCAGUCAGGGGGAGGGUUUAGGUAAUAAAUUCUUAUCGCAUAUUCGUGAAGUGGAUUCCAUACUUCAGGUGGUUCGUUGUUUUGAAGAUAACGACAUUAUUCAUGUGAACGGAAAAGUUGAUCCAAAAUCUGACAUUGACGUCAUCAAUUUGGAGUUAGUCUUUUCAGAUCUGGAUCAGGUUGAGAAAAGAAUGGAUAAACUCAAGAAAGGCAAAGCUAAAGACCCACAGUCAAAGAUGAAGGAGGAAGCAGAAAAGUCUGCCCUGGAAAGGAUCCAGCAGGCACUGAUGGAUGGAAAACCAGCACGAUCAGUAUCUUUAACAGAUUUUGAAAAGGAUGCUGUAAGGCAUCUUUGUUUACUUACCAUGAAACCUGUCAUAUAUGUAGCAAAUGUGGCAGAAUCUGAUCUAGCUGAGCCUGGAAAAAAUUCUCAUGUUGAAGACGUGAUGGACCUUGCUUCUGAACUGCAAUCUGGACUAAUAACCAUCUCAGCACAGGUUGAAGCAGAGCUUACUGAACUUCCACCAGAAGAAAGGAUUGAAUAUUUGACGUCCCUUGGAGUCAAUGAAAGUGGGCUAGGAAAUCUUAUAAGGGCAACAUACAGCCUUCUAGGACUUCGUACUUAUUUCACUUCUGGCGAGAAGGAAACAAAAGCUUGGACCAUACGAUCAGGAAUGACUGCACCUCAAGCAGCUGGUGUUAUACAUUCAGAUUUUGAGAGGGGCUUUAUUCGAGCAGAAACGGUUGCCUAUGAUGAUUUUGUAGCUGCUGGUUCAUUUGCAGCAGCGAGGGAGAAGGGACUGUUGAGGUCAGAGGGAAAAGAUUACGUCGUACAAGAAGGGGACAUCAUGCUAUUUCGCUUUAACGUCUAAUAGGAUAUACAUUGAUGGUGAAUUGCCUUGUAUACAUGAUCAAGACACAGGAUCCUGGAAAUCUUACAUGAAGAUCAUGUUCAUGUCAAUAAGCCCAUCUCGGACGUUGAAUGGUUGGAACCAAUUCAACAACAUGCUCGAUGUGGAGUAGAUUACAAAUCACAAGUUUUGCUCGAAAUUUACUGGUUCAUGGUUUUAGCUAUGACAUGUUUCUAAAUUCUUGAGAUACAAAUAUUUCAUAUUCCCGGCUUUUUUGGGUAUAAUACAUAAUAAAACUAAUGAUUCAUCCAGUUAA